Humulus lupulus (European hop) is the source of this 1698-nucleotide messenger RNA. RefSeq lists its product as uncharacterized. The transcript has a single exon. The record is from RefSeq and is a predicted model, not a curated record. Bases 1 to 1698 code for a protein of 565 amino acids. NCBI's taxonomy places the organism in Eukaryota, Viridiplantae, Streptophyta, Magnoliopsida, Rosales, Cannabaceae.
AUGAACAAACAAGAAGACUUUGAACUUGCUCCUAUUGACCCCGAAAUUGAACGCACUUUCAGAAAAAGGAGAAAGGCACAAAAGGUUAAAAGCCGCUGCACUAUGGCUGAACAUGUUGACGACGAAGGGGGUGCCCAGAACAUAGUUAAUCCUAUUGUUUUGGCGGAUGAUAGAGCCAGAGCAAUAAGGGAAUACGCUGCCCCCAUGUUUAAUGAGCUCAAUCCAGGCAUUGUGAGGCCCGAAAUACAAGCACCCCAGUUUGAGCUCAAACCGGUCAUGUUUCAAAUGCUCCAAACCGUGGGGCAGUUUAGUGGGAUGCCAACGGAAGAUCCUCAUCUCCAUCUUCGCUCAUUUUUGGAGGUGAGCGAUUUUUUUAAGCUACAAGGAGUAAGUGAAGAGGCAUUGAGGCUGAAGUUAUUCCCGUUCUCUUUAAGGGACCGAGCUAGAUCAUGGCUCAACACCCUUCCUCCCGAUUCGGUUACAAAUUGGAAUGACUUGGCUGAGAAAUUUCUAAGAAAAUACUUCCCUCCCGCCAGAAAUGCAAAGUUUAGAAGUGAAAUCAUGUCGUUUCAGCAGCUGGAAGAUGAGUCCACUAGUGACGCGUGGGAAAGAUUCAAAGAGCUUUUAAGAAAAUGUCCAAACCACAGUAUCCCACAUUGUAUACAAAUGGAGACAUUCUACAAUGGUCUCAAUGCAGCCUCUCGGAUGGUAUUAGACGCUUCAGCCAAUGGAGCCAUUCUUUCCAAGUCUUACAACGAAGCAUUUGAGAUUUUGGAAAGAAUAGCAAGCAAUAACUACCAAUGGUCAAAUACUAGAGCUCCUACAAGCCGAAAAGUAGCGGGUGUUCUUGAAGUAGAUGCUCUAACCGCUUUAACCGCUCAAAUGGCCUCAAUGACCAACAUUUUAAAGAACAUGAGUAUGGGAGGAAAUGUACAGCCAGCUGCUGCCAUUCAAAGUGCAGAAGUAUCAUGUGUGUAUUGUGGGGAUGGGCAUACUUUUGAGAACUGCCCUUCAAAUCCAGCCUCGGUUUGCUAUGUGGGUAAUCAUAAUUUCAACCGCAACAACAACCCAUAUUCAAAUUCUUAUAAUCCAGUGUGGAGGCAACAUCCAAAUCUGUCGUGGGGGGGUCAAGGAGCAAGUUCAAGUGGAGCGCCAGCACAAGGGAAACAGUCAUUUCCGCCAGGUUUUUCUCAACAGUCAAGGGCUCAACAACCUCACCAAUCUCAAGGCUCUCAAUCUAGUUCCUUGGAGAGUUUAAUGAGAGAUUAUAUGGCAAAGAAUGACGCUGUAAUUCAAAGCCAGGCAGCUUCUCUUCAGAAUUUGGAAAUUCAAUUGGGGCAUUUAGCUAAUGACUUGAAAAAUCGACCCCAAGGUUCCUUGCCAAGUGACACCGAAAAUCCAAGGAGGGAUGGCACCGAGCAGUGCAAGGUGGUGACUUUGAGGAGUGGGAAAAAUCUGGAGUUAAAUAAGGAGAAAGAUAAGCGAAAAAACGAGCCCACUUCAAUCCAAAUUGGUGAAGAGAAGAGGGAAAACUCAGCAAGUUCAGCUGCUGAAAUUACCCAGAAUGCUACAACAUCAAUUCAGCAAUCUGCGGUAGAAAAGUGUUUGAGCAAGCCACCUCCACCAUUUCCUCAAAGAUUUCAAAAACAACAACAAGAUGGCCAAUUCCGGAGGUUUUUAGACGUUUUGAAGCACUAG